ACCCAGACCUCACAUUUGAGACUAGGCUCUGCAUGUCUAACCAGAAAUGGCCUCCACCUUCAGCCCCAGAGAGUGUAAAUUGUCCAAACAAGAGGGGCAGAACUAUGGCUUCUUCCUGCGCAUUGAGAAGGACACGGAUGGCCACCUGGUCCGGGUGAUUGAGAAGGGGAGCCCAGCAGAGAAAGCAGGGCUCCUGGAUGGGGACAGAGUUCUCAGGAUCAAUGGUAUCUUUGUUGACAAGGAAGAGCACGCACAGGUGGUGGACCUGGUCAGAAAGAGCGGAAAUUCAGUGACUCUGCUGGUUCUGGACGGAGCCUCCUAUGAGAGGGCUAUUAAAAAACAGGUGGACUUGAAAGAAUUGGAUCAGAGCCAGGGGGAGCCAGCUUUCCAUGACAAGAAACCAGGUCCUGUGAUGAAUGGAGCAGUAGAGACUGCCCAGCCACGGCUCUGCUACCUGGUGAAGGAGGGCAGCAGCUUCGGUUUCUCCCUGAAAACCAUCCAAGGCAAAAAGGGCGUGUACCUGACUGACAUCACACCUCAGGGAGCGGCCAUGCGAGCUGGGGUCCUGGCCGAGGACCUCUUGGUGGAAGUGAACGGAGAAAAUGUGGAGAACGCCAAUCACGAGGAAGUGGUGGAAAAGGUGAAGAAGGCGGGGAGCCGUAUCGUGUUCCUCCUUGUGGACAAGGAGACUGCCAAGCGCCAUGAUGAACAGAAGACACAGUUCAAGAGGGAGACAGCCAGCUUGAAACUGCUGCCCCACCAGCCCCGGGUGGUGGUGAUCAGGAAGGGAAGCAAUGGCUACGGAUUCUACCUGAGGGCAGGCUCUGGACAGAAAGGUCAGAUCACCAAGGACAUAGAACCUGGAAGCCCAGCAGAGGCGGCUGGCUUGAAGGACAACGACCUGGUGGUUGCUGUCAACGGCGUGUCCGUGGAAGGCCUUGAUCACGACAGUGUGGUGGAAAUGAUCAAGGGGGGCGGAGACCAGACCACACUGCUGGUGGUGGACAAAGAGGCAGACAGCAUCUAUGGACUGGCUCGUUUUUCUCCACUUCUCUACUGCCAAAGUCAAGACCUGCCGAAUGGUUCUGUCAAGGAAGCCCCAGCUCCUGUCCCUGCUCCUCUGGAGGCCACAAGUCCAGACAGCACAGAGGAUGCGGGGGGUCAUAAACCCAGGCUCUGUAGGCUGAUUAAAGCUGACGGCAGCUAUGGCUUUCAUCUGAAUGCCAUUCGGGGUCAGCCGGGCUCCUUCGUCAAAGAGGUACAAAAGGGUGGCCCUGCGGACAAGGCUGGGCUGGAGGAUGAGGACGUCAUCAUUGAAGUGAAUGGGGAGAACGUGCAGGAGGAACCCUAUGAGAAAGUAGUGGACAGGAUCAAGAGCAGCGGGGAGCAUGUCACUCUCCUGGUCUGUGGAAAGAAGGCCUAUGACUACUUCCAAGCUAAGAAAAUCCCCAUCGUUUCCUCCAUGGCUGACCCCCUGGUCGUCUGUUCUGAUGACAGAGGAGGAACAUCAGCAGAGUCAGAGCAUGAUCCCCACACAGCAAGAGAAAGAACCCACAGCACAGCCUCACAUUCUUCUUCCAACUCUGAAGACACAGAGAUGUGAGGAGAACAAACCG
Messenger RNA from Onychomys torridus (southern grasshopper mouse), 1616 nucleotides. RefSeq names its product PDZ domain containing 1 (gene Pdzk1). Gene Ontology annotation, biological process: protein localization to plasma membrane. The record is from RefSeq and is a predicted model, not a curated record. Gene Ontology annotation, cellular component: apical plasma membrane. Bases 47 to 1603 code for a protein of 518 amino acids. Gene Ontology annotation, molecular function: protein-membrane adaptor activity; signaling receptor binding. NCBI's taxonomy places the organism in Eukaryota, Metazoa, Chordata, Mammalia, Rodentia, Cricetidae. The transcript is spliced from 9 exons.